Messenger RNA from Balaenoptera acutorostrata (minke whale), 6192 nucleotides. It is a transcript of the gene CEP164, whose product is annotated as centrosomal protein 164. Gene Ontology annotation, molecular function: protein binding. The coding region runs from base 255 to 4823 and encodes 1522 amino acids. Lineage: Eukaryota; Metazoa; Chordata; Mammalia; Artiodactyla; Balaenopteridae. The record is from RefSeq and is a predicted model, not a curated record. The transcript has 35 exons.
CGCUGCAGGGCAACACCCCGGCGUCCCUGGAAGCUGGGAGCUCGGGUGGUGCUGGGGAAGCUGCGCAGAGCCGGGAGCUAGCGCCCAGGGCCUCCCGGGGUGGGGGACAGAUUCUGGGAUUGGCAGGAGAUGGAUGAGGACAGUUGGGUGAUCCUUCCCCACAACUCCGUGGCUCACAGUGAGGGUCAGGCCUGGUGGCAAGCACAUCUCAUCAGGUUUCAUCUCAUCUAUCGGCGUUCGAGCCCAAACCAGUCAUGGCCGGAAGACCCAUCCGCAUAGGAGACCAGCUGGUUCUGGAGGAAGAUUAUGAUGAGACCUACAUCCCCAGUGAGCAAGAAAUUCUUGAAUUUGCCAGGGAGAUUGGUAUUGAUCCCAUAGAAGAACCAGAGCUGAUGUGGCUGGCACGGGAGGGCAUUGUGGCCCCACUGCCUGUGGAGUGGAAACCAUGCCAGGACAUCACAGGUGAUAUUUACUAUUUCAACUUUGCCAAUGGGCAGUCCAUGUGGGACCAUCCCUGUGAUGAACACUAUCGGAACUUGGUGAUCCAAGAGCGGGGGAAACUGUCAACUCCUGGGGCCAAUAAGAAGAAAGAAAAGAAAAAGAAAAAGGAAAAGAAAGACAAGAAGGACAAAGAGACCUCCAAAAGUCCCCUGGCCCUGGGCUCCUCGUUAGCCCCCGUCCACAUCCCUCUCGGGGGUCUGGCCCCGUUAAGGGGCCUGGUGGACGCCCCGCCCUCUGCUCUGCGUGGAUCUCAAAGUGUGAGCCUGGGGAGCUCGGCGGAGUCUGGUCAGCAUGGAGAACUCUCACUGCCUUCACAGGGUCUCAAGACUUCUGCUUAUACAAAGGGUCUCCUGGGCUCCAUCCAUGAGGACAAGAAUGCUCUCAGCCUCUUGGCUUUAGGAGAGGAGACCAAUGAGGAGGAUGAGGUGGAGAGUGACAACCAGAGUGUCCGAAGCUCAAGUGAGCUUCUUAAGAACCUGCACCUGGACAUCAGGGCACUGGGGGGUGACUUCGAGUAUGAGGAAUCUCCAAGAACAAGCCAGCCAGAGGAGAAGAAGGACAUUUCUCUGGAUUCCGGUGCUGCCAGCCCCCCUACGCCUGGCAAGCUCUUCAGCCAAGGUGCAGAUAGCAGCCUGAGCAGUGCCGAUGGCCAAGGGCAACAGGGAAGAGGGGCAAGUUGGCUCCCAGAAAAAGAAAAGAACGAUAAGAAUGAUCCCGGGAUGUCCAGGAGUGUGGCGGACCCCGGGGGCGACUCCACGGGCGAUCAGCCUGCCAAAGCCAACAAAAAAGAGGCACCAGAGGACCCGGUGGAUGCAAGAGAGGAGGGUUCCCGGAAGGAAGAGGCAGCAAAGGAGCCAAAGAAGGAGGCUUCCGUCCCGAAAGAGAGCAGAUCAGAGGCGAGCGAAGGGUCGGAGAUCAGUGAACACAUGAAGGAACUACAGCCCUCAGACUCCACUGCUUCUGACCCCAAGUCCUUUCUUGGCCUGGACUUCGGUUUCCACAGCCGGAUCUCGGAGCACCUGCUGGAUGUGGACAUGCUCUCCUCUGUCCUGGAUGGAGCCCGCUGGGAGGCCCAGAGGUUGGGAAGAGAAGACAAGGAUGCCUGCCAGUCCAGCCAAGAUGAGCUGCAGAGCAAGAAGUCCGGAGGCUCGGAGAGGUUAUCUCCUCCUCUUCUGCAUGGGGAGCGGCUCCAGAGUCCCCUUCACAGCCAGACCACGGAUGAAGGGCCUCCGCAGCCCCUGGAGGAGCAGCCGGAACGGAAGGGGGCAGAGGAGCCUGGGGAGGGCUCUGCAGGCAGCCCCACGCCCCCUGGUCCCCUGCAGAGGGAGGAGAUCCCAAGCCCACCUGCCGCCCACGAGAGGGGCGAGGAGCAGUGCUCCCAGGCCGAGGGGCCGGGCCCUGGGCAGGACGAGGCCGAGGAGCCCGAGGAGAAGGUGGCGGUCAGCCCCACCCUGCCAGUCUCUCCAGAGGUAGAGAAGAGGGCAUGCCACGCCAGGUGGGGCCACGUGGGGAAGGACCAGAGUUGGUCAGGAGGCCAAAGAAGCGAGAAGGAAGAGCGUGACCCAGAGCCUUUAUUGGGGUUUUCGUGGGAAGCAAUGGGCGAGACAGGGCGAUCUACAGAGCCCACGGCUCCCCCAGAGCAGCUCUCAGAGGCUGCACUGAAGGCCACGGAAGAGGCGGUGGCCCAAGAACUCGAGCAAGAGCAGGGCUGGCUCCUGGAGUCCAAGCGAGAGAAGAUGCAGCGGCUGCAGGAGAAGCUGUGGCAGGAGGAGGAGGCGGAGACCCUGCAGCUUCACCAGCAGAAACAGAAGGCACUCAGCCAGAGUGCAUCCCAGAGAACGGAUCUUCCCACAGCAUCCUCCUCUUCCAGCCAACUGAAACUUGGGGCGGGGGCCCACCCAAACAGUUCCCUGAAGGAGCAGCUGCAGAGAGCCACCGAGGAAGAGGAGAGCCUGGUGAGAGAGCAGGAAGGCCAGAGGCUGUCCCGCCUCUGCGCCCAGGUGCAGUGCAGUGUGGAAGUGGAUGAGGACCAGAUCAGGGCCGAGCACGAGGCUUCCCUGCAGAGGCUGCGAGAAGAGCUGGAGUCUCUACAGAAGGCUGAGAGGGCCAGCUUGGAAGAGAGAAGCAGGCAGACGCUGGAGCGUCUCAGGGAAGACAUGGAGGCUUCGGAGAAGAGAGAGCAGGCCGCCCUGAACACGGAGAAGGAGAGGGCCUUGCAGCAGCUGAGGGAGCAGCUGGAAGGGGAGAGGAAAGACGCGGUGGCAGCGCUGGAGAGGGAGCACAGAGAGGAGCUGGAGCGGCUCUCUUCCUCGCUGGAGGCCAAGCACAGGGAGGUGGUCUCCAGCCUCCAGAAGAAGAUGGAGGAAGCACAACAGAAAGAGGAGGCCCAGCUGCAGGAGAGCCUUGGGCGGGCGGGGCAGAGAGCUCAUCAGAAAGUGUACCAGGCUCUCGAGUAUGAGCAAGAGCUCAGUGGCCUCCUGAGAGAGAAGCGCCAGGAGGUGGAGAGGGAACACGAGAGGAAGAUGGACAAGAUGAAGGCGGAGCAUCAGCAGCUGGUGGCUGAGGCCCGGGAGCAGUACGCCGCCGAGGAGAGGAAGCAGCGGGCCGAACUCCUGGGGCACCUGACGGGAGAGCUGGAGCGCCUGCGCAGGGCCCACGAGCGGGAGUUGGAGACGGUGAGGCAGGAGCAGGCCCGGCAGCUCGAGGACCAGCAGCGGUGGCUCCGGGAGCAGGAAAGGAAACUCCAAGAUUUAGAGGUGGAGCUUGAAACCAGAACCAAGGAUGUCAAGGCCAGAUUGGCUCAGCUGGAUGUCCAGGAGGAGGCUGCCCGGAAGGAGAAGCAGCAGCUCCUCGAUGUGCAGAGGCAGUUUGCGCUGGAGAGCGAGGAAGCCACAGCCACCCAUCAGCACCUGGAGGAGGCAAAGAAGGAGCACAGCCACCUGUUGGAGUCAAACCGGCAGCUCCGAAGAAUUCUCGAGGAGCUCCAGGCCCGCAAGUUGGAGCUGGAGUCCCAGGUGGAUUUGCUGCAGACCCAGAGUCAGAGGCUGCAGAAGCAUGUCAGGUGUGACCUGGAGGCCAAAGCUCAGAGGAAGCAGGACUUGUUGAAAGAGCUGGCGGUAGAGGAGAGUAAUGCUUCCCCACGUUUUGAGCCCGAUCUCCACAUUGAGGACCUGAGGAAAUCCCUUGGGACGAACCAGACUAAAGAGGUAUCCUUUUCCCUCUCCCAGAGCAAGGAGGAGACCGACUUGUCCUUGGACAGCGCCCGGCACUACCUCUCUGCCGAAGGGGUAGCUCUCCGCAGCGCCAAGGAGUUCCUGGUCCGGCAGACGCGCUCCAUGCGGAGGCGGCAGACGGCUCUGAAGGCUGCCCAGCAGCACUGGCGCCACGAGCUGGCCAGCGCUCAGGAGGCGGCCAAAGACCCGCCAGGCACCAAGGCCCUGGAGGACAUGUGCAAGGACCUGGAGGAGGAGACCAGGCACCUGGAUGAGAUGAAGUCAGCCAUGCGGAAAGGCCACGACCUGCUGAAGAAAAAGGAGGAGAAGCUGCAUCAGCUGGAGUCUUCUCUCUGGGACGAGGCUUCAGAUGAAGACACUCUGAGAGGACCCCCCACCAAGAAGGUGGUGACCUUUGACCUCAGCGACCUGGAAGACGGGAGCAGUGACAGUUCCGAAUCCUGCCCCCUGCCUCACAUCGGCCCGACCCCGAGGCCCACUUUCCCCAACAAGAUCCACUACCUGAGCAGCUCCCUGCAGCGGAUCAGCAGCCAGCUCAACGGUGUCCUCAGCGUGCUGGGCAGCCUCGACACCCAGCCUCCGCCGCUUUUCACCUCCACGCCCGCACCGCUCCCCACCCAGGCCUCCAGGAGCACCCCCGCUCCCUCCUACCCCUCCCUGGCCCGGGUCUCAGCGUCAUCCCCCGCUCCACCCACGUCCACCCAGUGGGCCUGGGACCCAGAGCUGGGCCCCCGGCUCUCCUCCUCCGUGGCUCAGACCGUGGACGACUUCCUGGUGGAGAAGUGGCGCAAGUAUUUUCCAACUGGCAUCCCGUUCCUCAGCAGUGGCCCUGCCCCCCUGGAAAACAGGCUCGGGUAUGUGUCUGCCAGUGAGCAGCUCCGCCUCCUGCAGCGUCCCCCCUCCCAAGUCCCCGAGGUGGGCAGCGCCAACUUCCAGGACAUGAUCGAGGCUCACCGCAAGUGGCUGGAACAUUACAAGAAUGACCCCAAGUCACAUCUCUUCUCCUCGAUGCCCAAGCCAACGGCUGGUUCCGGCCUCCUGCAGCUGGGCCUGGAUGAGAACAACAGACUGAAGGUGUAUCGCUACUGAGGCCCUGAGCCCUGAGCCGGGGGGCGGGGGGUGCAGCCUGGCCUCUCCUGCGUCCAGACCAAGUGCCCGAGUUGCUGCCUGCACUUUACUCCCUCUGAUAAAGCGUUCUCCCGUCCCCUCUUUGCUGCUUGCCUCACUCAGAACCUAGAGGAACCAUGGGGAACCGGCGGCGUUGGGGGCAGUGGGGGAAAGGAUGGUAUGACUAGAAACAGUAAGCCGCCGCCCGAGACCGUGUAACACAUCUCGGGCUGCCCUGUGUGACUCCUGCGGACUGGCAACACUGACGUGGGGCAGCGGGGACAGGGGCACCUUCAGGAGAAGGUGGCACUGGAGCAGCUGCCUCCUUCAGAGGACAGGGGACUCCUUUGGAGCGGAGUUGGUCUCUCGGACCUGCAGGGCCUGCUUGGAGCUCCCAGGGUCACGUGUGUGGUCCUUAAUUCGCCAGAACAAAGCCCCCCUGGAGUGUCUGUACCCUGGGACCAGGCCCCAUCUCUCUAAUACCUCAGCCGUGUAGAGAUCACACUUUUUUAAAAAAAAUGUCCCCUUUCUUGAAUGUUCUCUCUCUUUUGACUCUCUCAGUAUUGGGCCCAGAGCUCUGCGGGAGGUGGCUGGAGGCUGGCCCCAGAAGUUUUGCUGCCUGUCUUCCCUCUGCUGGCCCUGGGGCUGUCCUCGAGCACUCCCUUCCCCUUCCCCAGAGCAUCCCAGCUAGAUUCUCAGGGCUCAAGUACCCAACUAUCAGGAAGCCAACAAGCCAUAGGAAAAGUCUGGGAUGGCUCUGGUCCUCACCUUGGCUUUCUCUUCCCGGACCACCUUGGGUAUACACAAGGGUUGUUUCCAUCUGUCUUUUCCAGCUGUGCCACCGCCCACCCCAUCCCCCUGCCGCCCCUCCUCAGAGCUUGGAGACUUGUUCUGAAGGAGGUGAGGGGCCUGGCCUUGGCAGGGAGGGAUCAAGUGCCAGUGGGAGCUGCUGCCAUUUUGGCACAGCAUCCUGCAGCUCCACCUCCCAUCGGUGGGCUCCUCGGGGGGACAUGCAGGGGAUGUUCAACAUCUGCCCCAUUGUUUAAAUAAAAUGCCCUCAUUUUUCUUGUCUUGAAAGCUGUGGGGUUGCCCUUGCAUCUCCAAUGCAUAGAAACCAACUCUCCACCAUCCCACCCUCGUUUCUCUGUCAUGGGAUAAGAAACUAAGAUCCAGUUGGCUUGUUUACCCCCAGACACUUUUUCGGCAUCAGCCUACGACAUAAAACAUCCCUUUUGUUAUUUGGUUCAUUCUGUGUGCUUUGGGAAUAGCUCAUACGUUACAACCAACUCUGGUGACAAUCCUGUGUUUUUUACCUCAAUUAAAUCUCUGCAGGUCCAGUUGCAACAAGGCA